Anolis carolinensis (green anole) is the source of this 4680-nucleotide messenger RNA. RefSeq names its product oocyte zinc finger protein XlCOF6-like. Gene Ontology annotation, biological process: regulation of DNA-templated transcription. Lineage: Eukaryota; Metazoa; Chordata; Lepidosauria; Squamata; Anolidae. The coding region runs from base 178 to 2118 and encodes 646 amino acids. Gene Ontology annotation, molecular function: DNA-binding transcription factor activity, RNA polymerase II-specific; RNA polymerase II cis-regulatory region sequence-specific DNA binding. The record is from RefSeq and is a predicted model, not a curated record. The transcript has 2 exons.
GCAUGCGCAUUGCGCUUGUUGCAUGCUCGGUUGGAUUCAGCGCCAAUGACGUCACGCCGCCCUUUCCGGUGCCAUCGUCACUUCCGGAAGAGAGAUGCAGCCGGGCCUUGGAUCUCGUCCUGGCCAGGUUGAGUUUCCGCCUUGUUCUUCGCCAAGAUCUGGUCUAGAUAAAGGAAAAUGUCCCGCCGAAAUAGGCAUAAAAGGGUGGCUGCGAGUUUUCCGGGCUGUCUGGUCAUGUUCCAGAAGCAUUCUCUCCUGACGUUUCGCCUGAAUCUAUCUUCAGAGGGAAAUGAGGAUUCUAUGGAGCCAGCCCUUGGAGGGGAGAAACCAUAUAUAUGCCUGGAGUGUGGACACGGCUUCACUCGUAGUGGAGAUUUGCAUAGACAUCAAAGGACUCACACUGGGGAGAAACCCUAUACAUGCCUGGAGUGUGGAAAGAGCUUCACUCAGAGUACGAGCCUACGUUUGCAUCAAAGGACUCACACUGGAGAGAAGCCUUAUACAUGCCUAGAGUGUGGAAAGAGCUUCACUCAUAGCUCAGGUCUACGUUCACAUCAAAGGACUCACAUUGGAGAUAAACCUUAUACAUGCCCGGAGUGUGGAAAAGGCUUCAUUCAUAGUUCAGGUCUACGUUCACAUCAAAGGAUUCACACUGGGGAGAAACCCUACACAUGCCAGGAGUGUGAGCAGAGCUUCGCUCGGAGUAAAGGUCUACGUUUACAUCAAAGGACUCACACUGGAGAGAAACCUUAUACAUGCCUAGAGUGUGGAAAGGGUUUCGUUCAUAGUUCAGCUCUACGUUCCCAUCAGAGGACUCACACUGGGGAGAAACCCUAUACAUGCCAAGAGUGUGGACAUAGCUUCUCUCAUAAUUCAGGUCUACGCUCACAUCAGAGGACUCACACUGGGGAGAAACCUUAUACAUGCCUGGAGUGUGGACAGACGUUCACCGAGAAUGGAAAUCUACACACACAUCAAAGGACUCACACUGGGGAGAAACCGUACACAUGCUUGGAGUGUGGACUGAGCUUCACUGCGAAAGGAAAUCUACACAGACAUCAAAGAAUUCACAAUGGGGAGAAACCUUAUACAUGCCUAGAGUGUGGACAGAGUUUCAGUAAUAGUUCUGGCCUACAUUCACAUCAAAGGACUCACACUGGGGAGAAACCCUAUACAUGCCUAGAGUGUGGACAUAGUUUCUCUCAUAGUUCAGGUCUACGUUCACAUCAAAGGACUCACACUGGGGAGAAACCGUAUACAUGUCUGGAGUGUGGAAAGUCCUUCAUUCAGAGUACAGGUCUACGUUCACAUCAAAGGAUUCAUACUGGGGAGAAACCCUAUACAUGCUUAGAGUGUGGAAAGAGCUUCACACAUAGUUCAGGUCUAUGUUCACAUAAGAGGACUCACACUGAGGAGAAAUCCUAUACAUGCCUGGAGUGUGGUCUGAGCUUUACUCAUAGUUCAAGUCUGCGUUCACAUCAAAGGAUUCACACUGGAGAGAAACCCUAUAAAUGCCUGGAGUGUGGACAGAGUUUCACUCAGAGUGGAAGUCUAUGUUCACAUCAAGGGACUCAUACGGGCGAGAAACCCUAUACAUGCCCAGACUGUGGACAGAGUUUCACUUAUAGUUCAGGUCUCGGUUCACAUCAAAUUACGCACACUAUGGAGAAAUCCUAUAAAUGCCUGGAGUGUGGAAAGAGCUUCACUCACAGUUCAGGUCUACGUUCACAUCAAAGGACUCACACUGGGGAGAAGCCCUAUAAAUGCCUGGAGUGUGGUCAGAGCUUCACGCAUAGUUCAGAUCUACGUUCACAUCAAAGGACUCACACUGGGGAGAAACCCUAUAGAUGCCUGGAGUGUGGAAAGAGCUUUGCCCAGAGUGCAAAUCUACGUAGACAUCAAAGGACUCACACUGGGGAGAAACCCUAUACAUGCCCAGAGUGUGGAAAGAGCUUCAUUCGUAGUUCAAGUCUACGUUCACAUGAAAGGAUUCACACUGGGGAGAAACCCUAUACGUGCCUGGAGUGUGGAAUGAGCUUCACUGAAAAUGGAAAUCUACACAAACAUCAAAGGACUCACACUGGGGAGAAACCCUAUAAACGCAAGGUGUGUGGAUAGAGCGUCUCUGAGAGUUCAAACACACAUAAAAAUGGAAUUCACAUUGGAGAAAAUAGUGGUGUUUGACCCCAAAGACACAGCUUUCCAAACUUUUCAUGUUGGUGACACAUUUUUUUAGACAUCAAUCCUUUUGUGACAUGGUAAUUCAGUUUUGUUGGGAAUUGUGGAUGAUAGAUGGAAGCUCUUACGUGUGCCCGUAACCCAGAGACACCCUGCAGAAUGAUGUACCACUCAGCUUUGCAGAACGAAAUAAUAUGGGAACCUUUACUGAUUUAUUUAUUUAUUUAUUUAUUUAUUUAUUUACUGCAUUUAUAUACCGCUUUUCUCACCCCUGGGGGGACUCAAAGCGGUUUACAACAUAAUGGCAAAAUGCCAACCAUACAUUAGAAAACAUACAGUAUUUAUAUUUAUUUAUUUAUUUAUUUACUGCAUUUAUAUACCGCUUUUCUCACCCCGAAGGGGACUCGGGGCGAAUUACAAUGAACACAUAUAUGGCAAAUAUUCAAUGCCAACAGACAAACAACAUACAUUAGACAGACUCAGAGGCAUUUUUAACAUUUUUUCCAGCUUCACGAUUCCGGCCACGGGGGAGCUGUUGCUUCACCAUCCAGUAGUGGCUGUACUUCCUCAUUCCUUUCCUCGUGUUUUGCUGGCAGUUUUAUGGUGUUGUAAAUUAUUUACAAUUUAAUUUAAUUUAAUUUACAAUAAUAUGUAAUAAUUAUAACAUUUUGUAUAUACAUAUAAUAUUCAUAAUAUUAUAUUGUAAUACGAUAUAAUACUAAUAAUACAAUAUAAUAAUAUUAAUUAUAUAUCAUAUUUUACAUGUAAUAUUACUAAUAAUAUUACAAUAUGUUGAUACAGUACAAUAUAGUAAUUUGUUACCAGUAUUGUACUAUACUAAUAUAAUAUUGUAUGUAAAUUUAAUUUGUAAGCCGCUCUGAGUUCCCUUUCGGGGUGAGAAGGGCGGCAUAUAAAUGUAGCAAAUAAAUAAAUAAGUAAGUAAGUUAGAUUAGCCUCCCGCAUAGAGUGUCCCUAAAUUUCCCUAAUUGACAGAUGCAACUGUCUUUCGGGGCUGCAUAGGUCAACAGCAAGCCGGGGCUAUUUAAUGAUCGGCGGCUUAACCCGACCCAGGCUUCGAACUCAUGACCUCUCGGUCAGUAGUGAUUUAUUGCAGCUGGUUACUAGCCAGCUGCUCCACAGCCCGGCCCCAAGAGAUCCAAGAGAUCAACAGAACAAUGGUAUUUACAAUAGUCCUUCUGAUUGCUUACAGAAAUCAGCAUUAUAAGCAGUCUUUUCUUAAUCCAUGAAUCUCCUUCAUUGAGGAUCAGCAGCAAAUGAGGGCUCAGAAAUAGUCAGGACCUUCUAAAUACAGAGCCAUUUUCCUUCUAGCCAGUACUCAGAAGAUUCAAAGAGAGAGAGAGAGAAAAACCUGUUCUCCAGCAGCAGGAUAGCAACAGUUGCAAGCCAAUUCCCAGGUCCUUGCAAACUCUGCCAAUUGGCUACCUGCAUUUGAUUUUCCAGUUAACACAACCAGUGUUUCCUCACUUAUCACGGGGGUUAGGUUCCAGGACCACCCGCAAUAAGUGAAAAUCUGCAAAGUAGGGAUGCUAUAUAUUUAUACAUUACUAGCUGUGCCCGGCCACGCGUUGCUGUGGCAAAGUGGUGGUGGUAUUGGUUAAAAAUUGUUGUGUGAUUUUUAUUUGACGUUAUUUGCAAUUUUUUAUUAAUUUUAUUGUAAGUUAUAUUUUUAUUUAUUAUAUUUUAUUAUUUUCUUGUAUUAUUUUUAGUUAUUUUCUGUUAUAGUAUUUUAUUGUAUUAAUUUUUAGUGUUUUUUAUUAUUUUUGAUUGGGUUGCUAGGAGACCAAGUUAGAGGAGCUUAGCCUUCUAACUGGCAGCAAUUGGAUAAAAGCAAUUAUUCCCCUCUCUCUAAUUAGGACUUUAUUUUUCUUUUCUUUUUGUUGUAUCAACCUAGAGGCGUGGAUGAUGGGUUGUGUUGUCAAAUUUCGAGGUUGGGGGGCCUGUAGUUUUGUUGUUUUGUGGGUUGCCGUGAUGCCAUCACUCUUUUAUAUAUAUAUAGAUUUUAGCAGUUAUACACUAUUUUAAGUCUUUAUCAACCAAUUGUGUGUUGAUAAAUCGGCUCCUCCUCCCGUUGCCACUUGGGCUCCUUUUCUUUCCCUUCAGCUUCUCCUUCCACCCUUAUUUGGGCCAAAAAUUGUAAUUUUUAUGAUUUAUAAUAUUUUAGAGUUUAUCGAAACAGCGGAUCUGCAAAAAGCGAGGCUGGGAACUAUAGUUGUUUGUGGAGGUGGAAAGCUGUCUGUGUAAGUAGGCACCUCCUCCACAUACACAUUUUCACUUUUUUAUGUGUAUAGAUGGGUAUAGACUUCCUAAUAUAUUUUUAAUUUACUAACACUCAUGAUAGACAUCCCAUUCUUGGUAUCUGUCACCAAACACUCGUUCCUUAUGAUACUAAAGUUUUGCGAGUUCACUCUGUCCUCCAUAUCAAGGAGAGAAAUAUUAUUAUCCUCAUUAUCCUAUUAAACCUCAUUGUCUUAUCUUCUUGAA